Molecule: messenger RNA, 1761 nt
Organism: Dalotia coriaria
Lineage: Eukaryota; Metazoa; Arthropoda; Insecta; Coleoptera; Staphylinidae
Gene: Pex7
Product: Peroxin 7
Exons: 2
Coding region: 275-1228 (317 amino acids)
Biological process (GO): protein import into peroxisome matrix
Cellular component (GO): cytosol; peroxisomal matrix
Molecular function (GO): protein binding
Source: RefSeq, a predicted model, not a curated record
ACUCCCUCCUGCUUGUGCCUUCACUUCCCAGAUCGGUGUCAUUCGCGUCAAUCGCGCUCUGAAAGCUCGUUGUGAAUGUCAGAAACAUGUUUUCCGUGAUUCGUUAUGCACACAAAAAGUUCAAUUUUUUUUGGACACUCGACCCAAUCUCCGAAGGCUAAAGUCGAUUUGCGCCCGGCGUGUGUGUGCGUAUAAAAAGGGGCACGUAUGCGAAAGCCCUUAGUGCCCUCAGUCAUGCAGAAGCAUACGAUCAACACGUAGUCACCGCCGUAGCAUGGCUACAUUUCUAACACCCAACAGACAUGGAUAUAGUGUGAGAUUCUCGCCAUUCGAUGGCAAUCAGAUUGCAGUUGCCACCAGCCAAUACUUUGGCCUGGCAGGCGGUGGCACUCUCUUCCUGCUUGAAAAUGUUAACAAUCAACUGGUAGAGAAACAGAAAUUCCAAUGGACUGAUGGUCUCUUUGAUGUUGUCUGGUCAGAGUUUGAUCCUAAUAUCAUUGUCACCACUUCAGGUGAUGGUGGUUUACAAAUUUGGAACACAGGAGUUGCUACACCUAUUCAGACACUAAACGAGCAUAAAAAUGAAGUCUACUCAGUGGACUGGACCAGAACAAGGCAACAACAGUUAUUACUAAGUGCAUCAUGGGAUCACACCAUCAAAGUAUGGGAUCCCACUCACAAAUCAUCCCUGAAUACAUUCCUAGGUCAUUCACAGUUGGUAUACAAUGCCAUGUGGAGUCCACACAUUCCACACUCAUUCGCUUCAGUCUCUGGAGAUGGCAAUCUCAAACUGUGGAGUUCGCUUAACAAUAACUCUAGUAUAACAUUUCGAGCACAUGAUGCUGAAGUCUUGUCUUGUGAUUGGUGUAAGUACGAUCAAAACAUCAUCUCUACAUGUGGUUCAGAUGGUUUGAUCCGUGGUUGGGAUAUCCGGAAUUACACUCAUCCGAUAUUCCAAUUACGUGGUUGUGAUUACGCUGUGCGACGAAUACAAUUCUCGCCUCAUGCGAUGAGUUUACUCGCAAGCGUCAGUUAUGAUUACACCACACGCAUCUGGGACUACAAAAAGAGUCCGGAAGCAGUGGAAGUGAUCAAGCAUCACUCCGAAUUUGUCUACGGCCUGGAUUGGAACAAUUUAAAAGCCGGGGAGCUUGCUGAUUGUGGAUGGGAUAGUCUCCUGCAUGUUUUCACGCCGUUGUCAGUAAAAAACGUGUUGAACAUUAUAUAAACAACAUUUGCAUGCAAUUUUACGAGGCUGGAAACUCCGUGAUUCAAGAGAAAUGGGUGGCCUUAGGAUAUAAUUGAAUUCUGAUUCGUUUCGUACAUCCCAUGAUUCCUAUUCGAUUAAUUUUUGGUUUUUGGUGUGAAACACUGAAAUAUACAUAAACAAUAUUGAUAUUGAUGUUGAACAUAGCAAAACACGAUAUUAUACUAUAAGACUAUUUCAAUAUGCAACGACUUUCAUGUGUGUACCGUUACAGCAUAAAUAACUAGAUGAUAAGCAUGGAUUUGUGUUGUGGUUGCGUUUUCUUUUAUUACGGUUAAUGUUUUAUGUUGUUUUAUAUAUAUAUUCUGUUUACUAUACUUGCCAAAUUGACAUUUCCUAAUGUAAAGACUGAAAUACUCGUGUUUUUUGUUCAUAUUUGGCUAAAAAUAUUUGUUUUGGUGAAAGUGAGCAUUUAAUGCGUGCACAUCUAUUGUAUUGACAUGUGUAUCCUUUAACGAACAAAAGAAGAAGUAAAACAUUGAAAACAGAUUAAA